Phanerochaete carnosa HHB-10118-sp is the source of this 1777-nucleotide messenger RNA. RefSeq lists its product as uncharacterized. The transcript has 8 exons. The record is from RefSeq and is a predicted model, not a curated record. Gene Ontology annotation, molecular function: zinc ion binding; oxidoreductase activity. NCBI's taxonomy places the organism in Eukaryota, Fungi, Basidiomycota, Agaricomycetes, Polyporales, Phanerochaetaceae. Bases 555 to 1700 code for a protein of 381 amino acids.
CUGGAUUCGAACAGCUCUACUCCUUGCAUCUUGCCCUAGAAUAGACUAUAUUCGCACAAGGGCUAUUGUUGAGGUGGUAAGUACGUAGUAGUAUAGCUUGAGAAGAUCUGGUGUCAGACCGGUUAACCUGAGACCACCGACUACGACUGGCUGCAACGUCAUACAGUACAGCUGACCUCGCUCCUUAACGCAUCUCUGUUACGACCGAGACGUGCCUGAUCAAUCGCCCUAUGACACUCCAUCAAAGGCCUCCUAGCCAAUAUCGAGCGGAUACCGGUUCGGGCACUGGCGUUCUCACACAGGAGCUUUUCCGUGCAACGGAUGUUCGCACCUUUCGCUUGUUUCGGGCACCCGCCACGCCCCCCGCCAUGUGACACGGCCAGGUGAUGUGUCCAGCUGCGCAACUAUAGGAGACGCGAUAGGAGACACCAGGUCGCUCGUCGUUUCAUGCCUGUCUUAUAAGGUUCCAGAGCGCGAAGAACGCGCACCUCCCAGGUUCUCGUCGAGCACCCGGCCAGCCACCCUAGUCUUCUCCCUGCCGUUACUCUCCCGAUAUGCCGAACAAGAUGCGCGCUGUUGUGUACGAAGGGCCGUUCAAGGUCUCGGUCAAGGAGGUCGAGAAGCCCAAGAUUCAGCAUCCCUGUGAUGUGAUUGUGAGGGUCACCACCAGCUGCAUCUGCGGCAGUGACCUUCACAUGUACGAGGGGCGCACCGCUGCCGAGCCCGGCAUCGUCUUUGGUCAUGAGAACAUGGGUAUCGUUGAUGAGGUUGCCGAUGGAGUUACCCUCUUAAAGAAGGGCGACCGUGUCGUCAUGCCAUUCAAUGUCGCAUGUGGCCACUGCCUGAACUGCGAAGAGGGCAGGUCCGCGUUCUGCACCGAAGUUAACCCUGGCUUCGCUGGUGGCGCCUACGGCUACGUCGCGAUGGGACCGUACUCCGGAGGCCAGGCCGAGUACGUCCGUGUCCCGUUCGCGGACUACAACGCCCUGAAGCUCCCGCACGGCAAGGAGCACGAGGACGACUUUGCUCUCCUGGCCGAUAUCUUCCCCACCGGCUGGCACGGCGUCGAGCUCUCGGGCUUCAGGCCCGGCGAGUCCAUCGCCGUCUUCGGCGCUGGCCCAGUCGGCCUCAUGGCCGCCUACAGCGCCCUCCUCCGCGGCGCGUCGGAAGUGUACGUCGUCGACCGCGUCCCCGAGCGUCUCGCGAAGGCGAAAGAGAUCGGCUGCAUCCCCAUCGACUUCAGCAAGGGCGACCCUGUCGAGCAGAUCAAGAAGCAUCGCGGCGGCAGGGAGGUCGACCGCGGCGUCGACGCCGUCGGGUACCAGGCCGUCACGGCCGACGGUAGCGCCGAGCAGCCGAACAUCAUCCUCGAAGGGCUCAUCGCCGUCGUGCGCCCCACCGGCGGGCUCGGCAUCCCCGGGCUGUACGUCCCCAAGGACCCCGGCGCGCCCGACUCGAACUCGGCCAAGGGCUACAUCACCUUCCCGUUCGGCAAGCUCUUCGAGAAGGGCCUCACCGUCGGCACCGGUCAGUGCAACGUCAAGAAAUACAACCGCUACCUGCGCGACAUGAUCAUCUCCGGACGCGCCAAGCCGUCCUUCGUCGUCUCGCACAACAUCAGCCUCGACGAGGCCUCGGACGCGUACGAGAAGUUCGACAAGCGCAUUGACGGCUACACCAAGGUUCUCCUGCACCCCUGAGCGGCUUGAGCAUCGCAGAUCCCAAGCCUCUCUCUCCUCGGGUCAAAGGUGGACUUUCCAUGAGAGUAUGAGCAAUC